GAAAGCCGAACCAGUUUCUCGGAUUUUUCCGGCGACAGCGAUGGAGGUUGAGGUGAACGAGGAGACGCUGAAAUCCGCCGGUGCAGAGAUUUUGCCCGACGGACGCCGAGGCUUGCGCAUCCAUGGUUGGGAGAUCGAGUCUCUCCGUGGCUCGAUCCUCAACUCUCUCGCUCUUCAACAGUGGGAAGAAAAGCUUCAGACAUCUCAUUUACCGGAGAUGGUAUUUGGCGACAAUGCUUUAGUCCUAAAACACAUAAGAAGCGACACUAAGAUCCAUUUUAAUGCCUUUGACGCACUCAUCGGUUGGAAGCAGGAAGGGUUGCCUCCUGUUGAGGUUCCCGCUGCUGCACAGUGGAAAUUCCGGAGCAAGCCAUCUCAACAGGUGAUACUAGAUUACGAUUAUACUUUUACAACCCCGUACUCUGGAAGUGAAGUGAUUUCGAAAGGCGAAGAAAAGCAAGGGGCAGAUGCAGAUUUGGACGGGGAAACCGGUCUUCGAUGGGAGAACUGUGAAGAGCGGAUUGAUUUGGCGGCUCUCUCACUUAAAGAACCUAUUCUCUUCUAUGAUGAGGUAGUUUUGUAUGAAGAUGAACUGGCUGAUAAUGGGGUGUCACUUCUGACAGUGAAAGUGAGAGUCAUGCCAACUUCCUGGUUUCUUCUUUUACGAUUUUGGCUGAGAGUUGACGGUGUUCUCAUGAGAUUAAGGGACACGAGAAUGCAUUGCGUCUUUGACAAGGGCGAGACACCCACUGUUGUCCGUGAAAGCUGUUGGAGAGAAUCCACGUUUCAGUCUCAAUCCGCAAAAGGGUAUCCAAUGGAUUCAUCAGUGUAUAGUGACCCGAGCCGAAUCAGCCAGAGGCUUCCCGUGGUUAAGCAGACGACUCAAAAGCUGAAGAUCCCGCAGAAAUUGUAAACUCUUGGCAACUUCCGAGCCAUCCAGAAGGGGUAAACAUCAACAACGUCUACUGCGCAAUGCUUAUAUAUAUAUAUAUAUGUGUGUGUGUGUGUAAGCUUAUUUAGAGUCACCAUAAAAUACUACUUUGUGGUUAUGUUUGAUCCUGAAAUCGAUCGAUUCGGUCGAUGAGCAUUUGGUGAAUGGCAGUGUCUUUUACGCUGAGAAUUUGUGGUGUUUCCGAAUUAAUUUACUUUUUUUUUAAAAUAAAAAACCAUAAAUACUUUUA
This is a messenger RNA of Tarenaya hassleriana, 1181 nucleotides long. Its product is annotated as TIP41-like protein. Gene Ontology annotation, cellular component: cytosol. The transcript has 8 exons. The record is from RefSeq and is a predicted model, not a curated record. The coding region runs from base 41 to 913 and encodes 290 amino acids. Lineage: Eukaryota; Viridiplantae; Streptophyta; Magnoliopsida; Brassicales; Cleomaceae. Gene Ontology annotation, biological process: TOR signaling.